Acanthaster planci (crown-of-thorns starfish) is the source of this 2009-nucleotide messenger RNA. RefSeq names its product echinoidin-like. The record is from RefSeq and is a predicted model, not a curated record. NCBI's taxonomy places the organism in Eukaryota, Metazoa, Echinodermata, Asteroidea, Valvatida, Acanthasteridae.
UAUAAGAUUUGACAAUAUUUCAAGAGCUGUCAGUUCAACGCUCUGCAUGCCCAUGGCGGCAGCGUACAAGGAGCAAAUGCCAUGUCCUGGGUGCAUGCAGUCCACUAUUCAAGUAAGAAUUUCUGCUCAGCUCUUUAGCAUUAAAAAUGGCAGCCCAGCAUUUUUCCGAAAAAAGGGAGAUUGUUUGGCCCCCGAAAUGGUGAGAUUGUGUAAAUCGUUGCCAGGAUCAACUGCGUGGUUUUUGGUUUUGUCGAGAACGCUGACAUCAUCUUUGCACGCCCAUGAUUUCCGUCAUCCCGUAAUUGGCGGAUAUCAGCAGUGAGUGAUUCAUGGGGUUGGGGCCAGCCGGUGAUAUCUCACCCCUGACACCCGUGACGUUAUCGCUGGCCUCGUCACCGCAAAUGGACGUGGGCCAGGCUGGCGGGUGUGCUCAUUUAAAUAAAUCUGCAUAUUCAGAACAGGCUUUGGCCUGUCUCCGCCCAGGUUACGAACACGACAACUUGAGUGCCGUUAGCUGGGCAUUGUGGUCUCACGAGCACUUGAGCUCAACGGUUUAAACCAGAGUGCCUCGCCAUUCUUGUGACCAGGCAUCUGCUGGAGGUUGCACACCGUCUGUGGAAAAAGCUGCCUCGCUGCCUCAAACGCCGCUCACUCCAACGAAGGACAAGAUGGCGAUGCUACAGGUCGUGUCGCUGCUAACUUUGGCCGCCCUCGCCGCUGCACAGUGCCCCGACGACUUCACGUCGUUCGGCAACAACGCCUGCUACAUGGCCAGCGCACAGAAGCUGCCCUGGGAGGAAGCGGAGAGGUUCUGCAACUCGUUUUCCUCGUGCGCCAGCGGCGGGAUUGGCCACCUCGUCUCCAUCCACACGGAACUGGAGAACCAGUUCGUACACACCCUCUACAACAAGCUGGCCUUCAUGGAGCCUGAGAACUUCUGGAUCGGCUACAACGACCUGGUACAGGAGGGCACGUUCGUGUGGAGUGACGGCUGGACAUACCCGCCCGGCACCACUCCCUUCACCAAGUGGGUCGGCCAGCCGCCCGGCGCCUUCUCCGCCGAGGAUUGCGUCGCCAUGGACGGCUCCACUGCGCAGUCCGGGCAAAGCCAACCGGGGCGGAACCCCCAGAUGUGGCAAUUGCGUGAUUGCAGGACGCCGCUGGCGUUCGUUUGCAUUAUUGAAGACUCCCCAUCCCAGGAGUGUCCAGCUCCCAACCCCCCUAGACGCGGAGUGUAAACGCUCUCGUUUUGGACUCUCGGGUAUAGUCGGGUGCCAUCGGUGUACAUCAGACUUUAUCACACAACGGACUCGGAAGCUUUCCGCUUUACACACAGUUCCUGACUCCCUCUCUAGAAGAUGAACUCGGCAACAGUAACGUGGCAAAUCAAGGACACAAGAAGCGAUUUUUAUCCUGCAGAAGCUUCAGAAUGCAUAAUUUAUCGAUUAAACCAGUUAUAAGUGUAUUCAGUUUUGGAAAUUACAAAGACCAUGCGCCGUGAAUAGCUCAAUUCCCUUGAAGUGGCCAAUUCAGAUAAAUGUGGUACCCUUUUCAGGGCAGAGUCAGAUUUUGUCACUUAUAACAUAAAUUACCAGAUUUGCUUGCGAAGUUAACGAUUUGCCAUCUUUUGGUGUGCCAACCGAGGCCGAUUGUGCGUCGGAGUCGGCAUCGCUUGAUACAAUUUCAUACGAAUCAGCACGGCAAGUUGGAUGGUAACGCCGGACAGUCAUUAAUCGCCCCGACAGACGUCACUGCUUAAGAACUCAUGAACUAGAGAAAAAAUGGUUUCAUUUCUCACAAAAAAGGGGACAUAUUGGGAUAAAAAUUAGCAGAGAAAGAUUGUCAGACCAUCAGAUAAAAAUCGCAGAUGUAACUAUUUAGUGUCAUGUCUCUUCAACACAAAGUCAAGCGGAGAUUUUCUGUGACAAAUUUCAAUUUUGCCUGAAAAUGUAAGAAAAAUUCCACAUGUAUUUUGUAGAGUCUACAUUAAAUGGCUGUUAACAUUUCAA